Nerophis lumbriciformis (worm pipefish) is the source of this 2365-nucleotide messenger RNA. NCBI's taxonomy places the organism in Eukaryota, Metazoa, Chordata, Actinopteri, Syngnathiformes, Syngnathidae. The record is from RefSeq and is a predicted model, not a curated record.
CGAGCAAACAGGAAGUCGUGACGUCACCUGGCGGGAGUUUGCGAGCCAACAGGAAACAUGGACACGCGUGUUGUGGAGCACAAUAAUGCCUGGGAGAAGACCAAGGAGGCAGUUGGCAACUUUCGACGACUGCUUCUUUGUUCAAAAUGCUCGCACUUGCUGAAGGAACCUGUUUGUCUCGGAACUUGUGAGCAUGUCCUGUGCAGGUCUUGUGCAGGCCCACAGGCAGGGGAUGGCUGUGUGGUUUGUCAGAGCCCCGCCUGGGUAAAGGACAUCCACAUCAACCGGCAGCUCAGCAGUAUCAUACAGCGCUUCAGUGGCUUGGAGUCCAUGUUCCACCCCGGCCAACAGGCAGAGUCCCCUGAGGCUGCCGUACGGCCUCACAACGAGGGCACCGUCUUAAAACACAAGAAGAACUUCAAGAUCUGGUUCAGUCCUCGCAGCCGUAAAGUCCGUUGCAUGGUGAAGAAAAGUCCAGAAGACGCCACACCUGCCAGCGAGUCCUCAGAAGAAACAUCUGUGGCUCAGCCAGAUGCUGAAGUCGCUCCAUUGAACAACCUGACAGUUUUCAACUUCCCUUCAUCUUCCCAAGACUCUGGCUCCUUGUCUCCUAAAUCCAAGACAAUCAAGAAGAAAAAGAAGAAGAACAUUUCCCGCAGUCAGGCAAGAAUAGAAAGAGUUAGACGGAAGGAGAGGAUGAAGAAGAACAAGCUGGAUGCCAUAAACAAGCAGUGGGGCAUCACAGAGGAUGAAAAUGCCUUCAUGGAAUCAGAGAUGACUGCUGCAGAAGUGGAAGGGCGCUCCAACAAACGGGUUUCCUUCGUCAGCCCUGACUCUGGCACCAGCACCAUAAAAGAAGGAAUCAUCGACAAGCUCUGUCAGAAUGAAGCAGACAACUUUUGUGAAGCACUGCCUGCCUCCGAGUCCUUCCCAAAAGACAGUCCCAGGAAAUCGCCCACAGUGUCUUCUCCCAAGCAUUCCUCCAAACGCCCCAAACUGGAGGGCGAGGCUGUUCCCCUGCAGACCACACCCAAAAGGCCAAGUGUCUCGCCCGGCCGCUGCAGAAGGUCAUCGUCUCCACUUGCCCGCAAAUCUCCUUCGCCCAGCCGGAGGUGCAGGAAGACAUGCCAAGAGGAUCAAGGACAGAGCCCCCUUCUCCCAAGCAAAAAAUCUCCCUCUUCCCGUGCACUCCUGGGACGCACUACCUCGGGCAGCCCAGCAGUCAUGAAGAAGAAGAACCACAAAGGAGAGACCCCGCUACAUCUGGCCGCUAUUAAGGGGGAUGUAGAGGCUGUCCAAAAACUAUUGGAGCAGGGAGCUGACCCCAACCUGAAGGACAAUGCUGGAUGGACACCUCUGCACGAAGCCUGUAACCUGGGUCAUGUGGCGGUGGUGCAGGUGCUGCUUUCCAGCGGCGCACUCGUCAACACUCCCGGCUAUGAAAAUGACUCUCCACUCCACGACGCCGUGCGCAAUGGUCAUAUGGCCGUGGUCAAAGUGCUGCUGCAGUCAGGAGCCUCACAGAAUGUGCUUAAUCUUCAUGGCAAGAGACCUGCAGACUGUGCUGUGACUCAGGAGAUGCUGGACAUCCUCCAGGAAGCAUCCAAGGAGGCCACCAGAGCUAACACAAGUGGAAACAGCCCAGCCAGUCUUCCUAUGGCUGAAUGUGUGAAGCAAGAUGGAGUGGUCUUUCUCCCCAGCAUGCUAUCGCUAACAGACCAGUGUGAGCUGUCCAGGCUGGGCCAGCUGCUGGACGGCAGUAUAAGCCACACCUUUACCUCCUCAGUCAGCCAUGUUGUGGUGCCAGAAGGACCCGUGCCCACCACCUACUCCACCCUCCUGGGACUGCUUGCCGGCUGCUGGAUCGUCAAAUACAGCUGGGUGGAGGCAUGUCUGCAGGCGGGCAGGAGGAUGCCAGAACAGGAGCACGAAGCAGGAGAAGGCCCGCAGCGCAGUCGCAUCAACAGAUGCAGCUUGCUCCCCCCUCUCUUCGAUGGUUGUUUCUUCUUCCUCCUGGGCUCCUUCAAGUCUCUCCGCAAGGAGGAGCUGGCCAAGCUGCUGCGGGAGGCCGGCGGUCAACUGCUGAGUCGGCAGCCCAAACCUGACAGUGACGUGACUCAAACCCUGGACUCUGCAGCCUACCACGCCAUGCCAGGGUCUGACCAGGCCCUCUGUACUCAGUACAUCAUCUUUGACCCUCAGGGCCAGCACAAGGUCAAUGUGCUCCGACGUGGCAAAGUGUGGUCAGCUCCUUCCUCCUGGAUCAUCGACUGUAUCGCAGCCUUCCAACUACUUCCUGUGCCCGACCUUCAAUCACUCUAGUUGUCUUUUACUUUGAAACACAAUUAUUAAAUCAUGGAAGCCA